GUGUAAUCGCGUAACAUACACCCAAAAAAAAUACAGUCGAAUUGAGAACCUGCUCCUUUUUUGAAGUCGGUUAAAAAUUAGUAGGUAGUUUAGGCUGUAGAAGUUAAAGUGUAAUUUAAAACUAUCUUGGAGCGCAGAUAAUGUAAACUUUGUUGUAAAAAAAUAAUUCAAUCUCACUGUUAAAUACAAGAGCGUAUUAACUCAAAAAGUAUAUUUUUUCAGAAUCUAUGAAUAACGACUUGCUCAUAUCCCGUCAAAGUUUAUAAAAUUGAGGUAUAUGUUAAAAUUAUAUUUUUGAGUAAGGACUGUUUUGUUCAGAACUAGUGAACAAAAAGUUUAUCUCAUUUGGAUCAUCAUCAUACAUAUCUUUUAAUUGUUUCUCACAAUACUCUAAUGACGGUUGUAUUAACGUGUGGAGAUUCAAAUUUUUACAUUCAGCAAUAGUAUAAUCUUAACGUUCACAUAUUUUUAAUUACAACACUAUUGUAAUAGCAGUGCGAAUAUCCUCAACAUAUUGAUGGCUUUCUAGAAUGGUGUCCUAUCACAAAAUCAUCGGGAAUCUAAAUACAAAGCAGACGAAUUGUAUACAGUCUCAUAUUCUCACGUAAUUAUUUUAAAUAAUAAAAAGCUCCUGUCUUAUUCACAAUAAAAAUUAGCCCAUUCCGAGUACAUCUGUGUAAUUUAAGACAAAAAAUGAACAAUUUUGCUUUAGGACCCUUUUUUUGAAAAGCAGCGAUAUGUUAUUUUAAAUAACGUAGUUAUCAUCGAGCAUGAAGGCACAGCGUUACCUUGCGACAUUUUAAUUACGAUCAUGGUCUUUCGUUACUAUUACAAAAAACGAAAAUCGAUAAUUUCCACCCCUCAUUUCACCUACUAAUAAUACUUGGUAGGUCAACGCCACCCCAUACAUGCUGGGGUAUCCCAGCACAAUACAUAUAGUCUUAGAUACUCUGCCAAGUUUCAAUGAAAAGUGAGUCUUAAGCAUACUUAACAUAAGGUUAAUUUUUAGAAAUUAAUGUUCAGAUGUUUGAGGACACUGAGCGAUCAAAUCAUUGUGAUGCUGACUGUACCUUUCAGUAAAUAAAUAUUUUGUGGAUUGUGUACUUUUAAGUAAAUAUUUAUGAAUAAUAGUUAUAAACUUUCGAAACCUAUAAAUUUCAAUUGAAUCAUCCCUCUUGUCUAUUCACACCUACAUUAUUAAAAGAUUAGUUUUCAAAAAGAAACCAUGAUAAACAAUUUCAUUGUUGUGCAAUAAGUUACUAUGGAAACAAGAUUGAGCUGAUCCUAGUACUACAUCAUAAAAUGAACUGUGCAAUGUACUGAAGUACUUUCAUUUAAAAAAAUCAAGUAAUUUAGAGAAAAGUGACAAUAAAAUAAUUAUAUCUCGGAAAUCAUUGGGUACAAAGUUGGAAAUGACUUCAUCCCUUGCGCGCGCAUACGACAGUAACUACCCAGCCCAUUUUCAAUCACCUAGUCAACCGUUUAGCGUCUUUCUACAACGAACAAACUUUUUGCGCUUUCAAUUAAGUUUAUAUUUUUUAUUCAAAGCAAAGGACUGUAUAAUUCAUACAAAUGGGCAGCUGUUGUGCAUAUACUCAAAAAACACGACCACAAAGGAGAAUACACGGCCUCGAGCUUCCUCUGAACUUUCAGCAAGUGAUCGGUUGGUUUGUUUUCAUAGCUACCGCCCUUGUUAAUUCCAUUAUACUAAUUGAGAUCCAGUUCAAGGAAUUGAAAGUGAUAUCAAUAAUUACGUUUGCGAUUUUGUAUUUGUGUCAUGUCGCAUCGCAUUUAACUGCGGCUCUGACUGACCCUAGCGAGAGGGAGUUGAGGAAGUUGAAAGUGAACAAUGUGCCGGAGUUUGAUCGCAGCGUACACGCCCACGUCAUAGAGAACGGGAGAUGUCACUUGUGUAAUAUAUAUACGAGCAGCAGGAGCACCAAGCACUGCAGUCUUUGCAAUAAAUGCAUCGACCACUUCGAUCAUCAUUGCAAGUGGCUGAACAACUGCGUGGGUCAGAGGAACUAUGCAUCCUUCAUAACUUGCGUUACGACAGCACUACUUAUUUCUCUAUUUACUUCAUCUUUGUGUGUAACCGACAUUGUGCUGUUUUUAUCGUACCCACAGAAACUAAGUGCGCCUGCACAGAACUUUAUUAACUGUUCCCUAUAUUCAGAUACUUCGUACAAUUUUAAAUAUUGCAAGAAUUCUAUACUUUUCUUCACAUUUUUGAUUAUAUUCUGUGUGUGUGCCUUAGCGAUAGCGUGUGCCUUAUUGCACUUAUGUUGUUUUCAUGUUUACAUCUCGUUGUUAGGUGUUUCUACUUACGAGUAUAUUGUUAAGAAUAGUUCGUCGAGUAAAUCUACCCCAAAGUGCAAUUGUCAAUGUUGUUCGAGAAAAUUGUAUGUAAUUCACAAAUCUAAAGAGAAGAAUAAUUCAUAUCAAUCAGAUAAUGUUAAAGGAGAUUUAAGAGAAUGUAAGGUGAAUAAAUCUAAGGUAAAUGUGGAGGAGAAUGGAGAAUUUCAUGCCAAUGGAGACCAAAAUAAUCUUAGUGAUUCUAAAGUGUCUCAUAUGAUAAGUGUCCUUGUUGCCAAUGAGCUGAGCAAAGCAAAGAAAGUGUUUAACGAUAAGAAUAAAAUACAUCCUCAGCAUGAUACUGACAUCAGUUAA
Hyposmocoma kahamanoa is the source of this 2670-nucleotide messenger RNA. RefSeq names its product probable palmitoyltransferase ZDHHC11. The transcript has a single exon. The coding region runs from base 1573 to 2670 and encodes 365 amino acids. Gene Ontology annotation, biological process: protein targeting to membrane; peptidyl-L-cysteine S-palmitoylation. Gene Ontology annotation, cellular component: endoplasmic reticulum; Golgi apparatus. Gene Ontology annotation, molecular function: protein-cysteine S-palmitoyltransferase activity. The record is from RefSeq and is a predicted model, not a curated record. Lineage: Eukaryota; Metazoa; Arthropoda; Insecta; Lepidoptera; Cosmopterigidae.